Messenger RNA from Oncorhynchus masou masou (cherry salmon), 3402 nucleotides. Its product is annotated as coiled-coil domain-containing protein 171-like. The record is from RefSeq and is a predicted model, not a curated record. Lineage: Eukaryota; Metazoa; Chordata; Actinopteri; Salmoniformes; Salmonidae.
AUGCAGCUGGACUGCCCUCUAGUGGGCAUUCAGAAGGAUCAGGAGGAGACUCUGCAGGAGCUGAAGAAGAGGAUGGGGGAGGUGCAGAGAGAGGGAGAGAGACGGGAGGCACUACGACGUCAGACCAGCGAACUGGGCUACAUCACAGAGAGAGAGGAGAGAAUGAAGAAAGAACUAGAGACCGCCCUACAGAGAGUCAAGACUCUAGAAACCAACAUAGAGUCUGAGAGAGCUGCUCACCUGGAGUCUAAAUUCAACUCUGAGAUCAUACAGCUGCGUAUCCGUGACCUGGAGGCAGCUCUACAGGUGGAGAAGUGUAGCCAGGCUGAAGCCGUGUCCAGUCUGGACAUGGUCAAACAACAGUUCAGAGAGGUGGAGCGAGCCUACAGCAUAGAGAGAGACAGGGCACGGGACUCUACUGGCAGACUGGCACAGCUGGAGAAGGACUACCUGAGCUCUAAGGCAGAGUUGAGUGCAGCGGUGGAGAAGGAGAGAAGAACUGCAUCACAAGUCCGAGACCAACUACAGGAACUACACACGCUACACACGCACAGCCUGACACAGCUGGACAUGGCUCGUAAGCGUCAGGUGUUGCUGGAGGAGGAAUUUGAGAGCUAUCUUAGAGAGUUACAACAGCUACUGCAACUACACACCGUUGUAGGACAACUCACCACAGAAGAGCCAGUUGGAGAGGGAAGAAAGCACAGCCCCUCUACUGUCAUGAACAUGCUGGGGACAGCCCUGACUACAUACCAGACCACCCUGGACCAGACUACUACAGAGGUCCUGGAUCAGCAGAAACAGUCAGAGAGGCUGGUCCAGGAGGUUCAGUCCAACCAGCGACUGAUGUCAGAACAGAAGAGUCACUUAGAGGAGCUCCGUGCAGCGCUGUCUGACUGUAACGUAGAGUUACAGCGUCUGAGAUCCCAGUGUUCUGAAAAGACGCUCCAGACCAACCGACUACAGACUGACCUACAGACCGCCCAGCAACACUGGGAGAAGGAGAGAGAAAGGGAGAAGCAGAGAGAGGGUGAGAGGGAGAAAACGAGGGAGAAGCAGAGGGAAGGAGAGCGGGAGAAGGAGAGAGAGAGGACCGUGGAGUUGCAGGCAGAAGUUCAGAGGAUCAGACAACUCAAUCAGAUAGAUUCUCAGGAGAAGUUGUCGUUCCUUCACGGUCUGUUCCAGCGUCUGUUGGCGGGCUGCGUCCUCGUCUCCCAGCCACAAUGCAUCCUGGGUAGUUUCUCCUGGGCGGAGCUCUGUGAUGUCAUAACGGAACACGUCGACACCCUCACCUCUGACCUUACACGCGCCAACGAGAGGGUGUCCCACCUGCAGGCUGUGUGUGAGAGUAACAGUGUGUGUGUAUCUCAGCUGCAGCAGAGCCAGGAAGGGGUGUUAGUGAGAAUAGAGGAGACAGUGAAACAGAGAGAAGAGACCUGGACAGCACAGAGACAUGAGAUGGACCAGCAACACACACACACUGUUACACUGCUACAGGGGAAGAUACAGAUGUUCGCUGCUCAGCUUGAGGAGGCCCGUCAGAGACUAUCCUCACUCGAGAAAGAACGCAGCCAGCUGACCAAUGACCUCGCCAUGCUCCAGAAAACCCUAACCCAGUCUGACCUCCAGGGGUCAACCCUGCUCUCAGCCUGCACCCUACUGGCUGCGCUCACACACCUCACACACGCCACACACACACUCCGCACACAGAAAACUCUCCUCACUCGCCGCUUGGCGGAGCGAGAGGGCCUAGAGAUGGAGGUUAGAACGCUCGUACAAGCUCUAGGGGAGGGAAGAGGAGAGGGGGAUGAGCAGAGGAAGGGAGGAGGGGUGAGGAGGUGGAGAAGGUGUGUGGUGUGUGUGAUAGCUGUGAACAGGUUGUGUGUGUUGGGACGGGGGAGCAGGCUGGUGUUUAGGGUGGGUGGGCAGAGGUACCCCUCUAUAGGAGUUCGUGUUUCAGUCGUCCCUCCUCUGGAGGAGAGAGAGAAGGACUCAACAUCGCCAUCUAAAGGUGAAGAGGAUAAUGACGAUGAAGGGAGAGGAAGACUGUGUGUGAGGUGGCUUCGUCGUAAAGAUAUCUCCUUCUUCAUCAUGUCUUCCAUGGCUGAACUACAAGAGGCCUUAGAGCACACAGUAUCUUCCUCUCGGGUGGUAUUGUCUGCCGCUCGUAACAGUCUAUCCCGCCUCCUGGACCACCUCCUCACCCCCUCAGACCGAGGGUCCCAUCUCACACCCUAUAGCGUGAACAAGGGUACUCUGGUUAGUAGGCUGGGACAGGGCUUACACCGACUCAUGGCCAAACAGAUGAGCAAUAAGUGUCUGGUGGUUUCGCUGCAGCAACACUUCCUGGUUUUCACCCACCGGCUGCACUCCGCUGAGGUGGAGAGGCGGAGCCUGAGGUUAGAGGUCGCGCGCCUCAAACGUGUCACCAAGGACGACCGAGGACCGUGCCACCUGGUGCCGGCAGAGCGGUUUGGCAGUGUGUGUGAGGAGUUGAGACAGGCCUUACAGAGAGAGGAGCAGGCUCAGGGUCUCCUGAGACAACAGUCUGACCAGCUACACACACUGGGGUUACGCAUGGACACACAUUGUGGAGAAGAGAGAGAGAGAGAACACACACUCUCACAGGCCGUACAGAGUCUGUCGGAAGCUCGUCAGGAGGUGCGUCAGAAGGAGCAGUCUCUAAGGGUUCUGGGUAAACACCUGUCGGACGUACAGCAGGAGAAGAAGAGUCUGGAGGAGAGUGUCAGACACGCGGAGGAUGCACUACGCAUGGCAGCCAAGCGCAAGGACUCCCUGGCCAGCUACAUGAGAGCAGUAGAGAGCAGCUACAGAGAGGUCAGAGACCGUAUCGUCCAAUCACGAUCCACCUCCACUGACAAGGACCUCCCUCUGCAGUUACCAAGAGUGCACCUGGAUCUGACCGGACCGGAGAGGUUGCUGGGAGGGCCGGACGUGGCCGCCUGUCAGAGCCUGGUGGGGACGUUCUCUGAGUUAUACCACGCAGCGUUCUCCAGGAUUGGCUCGAUGGAGAGGGAAAUCUCCGCCCACCAGAGCCAUGUCUCCGCCCUCCGGAAAGAACUACACGAUGCCUGUCUCAGGGAGGACCUCUGUUUCAUCCCUGUGUGCGAUUCUCAAUCGUCAAUGACCCCUCACCCAGACGACCUCUGUCAACUCGUCGUUGACCCUGAAGCCCCUCCUACCGAACACACCAACGUCCUGCUGAGGGAGGCAACAGGCAAACCCAACCCUACCCCCUCCUCGCUCCCUCCCUCCCCCUUGUCAGACCCCCUAAAAAGGCUAAGGGCAUGUAUCUGUGCUGUGUUACAAGGGCUCAGGUAUGAGGGUCUCCCUGCUCCAGAGGGCUCAGGUAUGAGGGUCUCCCUGCUCCAGAUGGCUCAG